AUGCUGAUCCUGACAUGUCCGGCCCAGCUGCAGCGCCUGGAGGGAGCCCUACGGAGGAGCCUGCCCUUCACCCUGCCGGUGCAUGGGGCCGUGAUGAACAUGAAUCGGGGCAACCCCGGGGACUUUGAGGCUGUGGUGGAUGCUUGGCCAGACUUCCGUGCAGUGCUGGCGCGGCGGCGUGGCAAGGUGCCGGCAGAUGACUGCUACAGGAACAUGCAUGCGGCUUUCUACCAUGACCUGAGCGCCUACCAGGCCCUGCUUGAGACCCCGGGUGUCCUACGCUGGGACACUGCCUUCCACAUCCUUGGGCUGCAGGAUGGAGUGGUGGCAGCAUCUCAGGCUGUGGCAGGGGCCAAGGGCAUCAAGCUGGAACUGUCAGAAUACUACACCUACCUGCACCCUGACCCCAGCACCAUGCCCGAGCCCCGGCUGGAUCCUGGCGUCCGAGUGGGCUCGCUGAGCCCUGCGCAUGCAGACCUGCUGGAUGCCACAUGGGCCUACGGAGGCAACACGCGGAGCCGCCACUACCUGGCUGAGAUGGUGGCGCGCUUCCCCAGCCUGUGCCUGCUUGAUGCCACUGCGCAGCCUAUCUGCUGGGUCCUGCUGGACGCCUUUGGCACCAGCGCGCAUGGCUACACCCUGCCUGCGCACCGCCGGCGCGGGCAUAUGCAGGCGCUCACCAUCCUGGCAGCCCGCCAGAGGCAAGCCCGCGGCUUCCCCAUUUUUGGGCACACGGCCCCAGGCAACAAGCCCAUGCAAUGGCUGCAGGAACAGCUGGGCUACCAGCGCCUGCCCAGUCCCUGCCACUUUGUGCUGCACAACCCUGAACUGGGCUGGACUGGGCCCUGAUC
Molecule: messenger RNA, 851 nt
Organism: Rhea pennata
Lineage: Eukaryota; Metazoa; Chordata; Aves; Rheiformes; Rheidae
Product: glycine N-acyltransferase-like protein 3
Exons: 5
Coding region: 1-849 (282 amino acids)
Cellular component (GO): mitochondrion
Molecular function (GO): glycine N-acyltransferase activity
Source: RefSeq, a predicted model, not a curated record